Molecule: messenger RNA, 825 nt
Organism: Salvia miltiorrhiza (redroot sage)
Lineage: Eukaryota; Viridiplantae; Streptophyta; Magnoliopsida; Lamiales; Lamiaceae
Exons: 3
Coding region: 201-557 (118 amino acids)
Biological process (GO): microtubule-based process
Cellular component (GO): dynein complex
Molecular function (GO): dynein intermediate chain binding; dynein light intermediate chain binding
Source: RefSeq, a predicted model, not a curated record
UGAAUUUCUUAAAAAGAGUGAAAAAGCAGAAAUUCCAAAACCAAAACCCCCGUCAGCCGAUUAAGAAAACCAGCUUUAUACAAAUCAGACACCACACACCCACACCCUUUCUCUCUCUUGCUGAAGAUUUCAAUUUGAGGAGAAGAUCGAUUUUUUCAUCUUCAAUUGAGGAGAGGGAGUCAAGUCCCACCAAAGAAAAAAUGAGUGAAGAGACGAAGAGGAACGGCGGUGGGGCGGCGGCGCCGCUCAUCUCCUCCGCCGAGGAUCGGAAGUCUUCCUCCGGAUCGAAUCCCAGCAAGAAAGUCAUCAUUAAGAGUGCAGACAUGAAGGAGGACGUGCAGAAAGAAGCUGUUGACAUUGCCAUUGGCGCGUUUGAGAAGUUUAGUGUAGAGAAGGAUGUGGCGGAGCACAUAAAGAAGAUGUUCGACAAAAAAUACGGCCCAACUUGGCAUUGCAUCGUUGGCAAGAAUUUCGGUUCUUAUGUAACUCACGAAACGAAUCACUUUGUCUACUUCUAUUUGGACUCCAAAGCUGUACUCCUCUUCAAAUCUGGCUGAGCCGUGCAAUAGUGACUUGAAUGGAGACGGACAAUGACGAAUGAUGAAGAACAUAAGAUGAUUAUGUCAUAGCCGUCGCCUUGCUUUUUGUAUGUAUCAUCAUUCACAUAUCUUUAUCCAUGGAAAACUCCCUCAACUCUUGUAUAUUUUGUGUGAACUUACUGCAUUGACACUAAGGUGUCGUUCAUUCCCACUGGUUUCUUGUCCGUCUUGCAAUGUUUGCUCGUUGUUCUUGAAGAUGAGAAUGGGAAAAGUAAUUUACAAGAAA